CUGUUUAGUGUGAUUUAGCUCGACGACAGUUAGCAUGUCAAUUUAAAAAGAAGAAAACGUAUUAUUUUUGCUUGUGUGUAAAUGCUAUGAAUGUAAAGCUGCUAUAAAAAUGACUGACUCCUGCCUGAACCAGACUGACCUACGAAGACUCGCUGAAGAUGGGAAAAAUAAACUCUCAGGAGAGUUCAUCCCCUCUCCAGAACUACCGCAUUCCUGCAUGGAGGAUAAAGAACACCUGCAGGUUUACCUCAGAAUCCGACCCUUGACCUCAGCAGAAAGAAGCAAUGGAGAGUCACAGGACUGUGUUGCCAUGGAAACCCCAGAUACGGUUCUCCUGAAGCCUCCCAGUCUGUCCCUUUUGGCCCGGCUCAGCAGUGAUAAAUCCCUUCCUCAGACCGGCCAGCGCUUCCAGUUCUCCAGGGUUUACGGCCCAGAAACGACACAAAGUGAGCUUUUUGAAGGCACCGUCAAAGAUCUGGUCAAAAAUGUCCUGGAAGGAGAAAACUCUCUGAUUUUCACCUAUGGAAUCACCAACUCUGGGAAGACCUUCACGUUCCUCGGUCCCGACUCUGAAGCUGAAGCUGGAAUCCUGCCCCGGGCGCUGCGCCUCAUCUUCAGCAGCAUCGGUGACAACGUGUUCCAGGGCCUGAGCGUCAAGCCGCACCGCUGCAGGGAGUUCCUGGCUCUGAGCCGCCAGCAGCAGGCCGACGAGGCGCUGUUCAAGAACAACCUGCUCAAACAACUCAGAGAGAAUGAGAAGAGCAGCAGCAGCCUGCAGAACGCGACCAGCAAGACUUGGUUUGAAGGCUCCACGGCGCCGCAGCCCAGUACUGCAGCCCAAGACAGAAUCAUCCUGGACGUCAAACCCAACACCAAGUUCUCCGUCUGGGUCUCCUUCUGUGAGAUCUACAACGAGAACAUCCUCGACCUCCUGGAGGUGGCACAGAGCGGGGCGCUGCGCAGGCCGGCUCUGCGGCUGGCACAGGACGCCAACAGCAACUCCUACGUGAAAGAUCUACGCUGGGUCCAGGUGAGCAGUGCUGAGGAGGCGUUCAGAGUGGUGAAACUGGGCCGGAGGAACCAGAGCUUCUCCUCCACCCGCCUCAACCAACUCUCCAGCAGGAGUCACAGCAUCUUCUCCAUCCGGAUUCUGAGCGUAGAGGACAGCGACCCGCCCAGAGUCCACACCAUCAGCGAGUUGUGUCUGUGUGACCUGGCCGGCUCCGAGCGAUGUGCCAAGACUCAGAACAAAGGAGAGCGCCUGAAGGAGGCAGGAAACAUCAACGCCUCACUGCUCAGCUUGGGGAAGUGCAUCAAAGCUCUACGCUACAACCAGCAGGCCAAGCUGCUGCAGCACAUUCCCUUCAGGGAGAGCAAGCUCACACACUACCUGCAGGGCUUCUUCUGCGGCCGGGGCAGAGCCUGCAUGAUCGUCAACAUCAACCAGUGCGCCUCCAUGUACGACGAGACCCUCAACGUCCUCAAGUUCUCCGCCGUGGCCCAGAAGGUGGUCGUCCUGAUCUCCAGGCCGCUCACUGCCGUCGCGUCCUGCAGUGACUCCUCCUCCUUCAGAGCCUCAGGGAGGAGGAGCGCCGGCUGGGAGACCAGUCUGGAGGACGUUCUGGAGGAUGAGGAGGAGGAGGAGGAAGAAGAAGAAGAAGACAGUGUCAUGGAGGACACUAUGGAUCAGACGACCAACGGAGGAGAAGAAGAGGAAGUCAUCAACAAAGGGAUGCAUGAGCAGCAGGUGGCGCUGUUGAGGCAACUGCAGGUCCAGCUGAAGAUGGAGCGCUCGGAGAACCUGCUGCUGGAGGCCCGGGUCAGAGAGGAGAUCAGUCGCGAGUUCUCAGAGCUGUUCUCCGACAUGCAGAAGGACUAUGAUGAGCGCCUGGUCAGGGAGAGGGAGAUCCUGGAGGAGCGAGGUGAAAGGAGGCUGGAGAUCUUCAAGAACCUGGUCAAGAACUUGUCCUCAGCUGGCUGCAGCUCGGACUCGGUCACCAUGGACAGAUUUCUGAGCUGUCAGGCCUCUGAGCUGCCAGGUGCAUCUCACUUCAGCCUCGGAUCCGGACCGACUGAAAAGAAACCUGAAGACGAUCAGAACCACGAGCACAGAGCUGAUGAAGCAGAAGAAAAGAAAUGGCUUCUUCUUCAGCUCCAGGAGAAGUCAGUGCAGGUGGCCCAGUUGGAGCAGCAGCUGGAGGACCUGAAGAAGAAGACAGAACUGGGCUCACAGAACAGCUCUGAUCGAGGCAAAGAUAAAGAUCAGCUCCAGGAAGCUCUGACUGCGCUUCAGAAGGAGCAGACGAAGAGAGAGGAGCUGAUGGCUGCGCUGGAGUACCAGACUCUGGGGAAGGAGGAGGCGCUGGCCUCCCUCCAGGAGGAGCGCAGAGCCAGGGAGGAGGUGCAGUCUGCUCUGGAGGAGAGCCGGCAGCAGCAGCAGGAGCCCCGAGUGGCGGAGCAGGUGGAGGUGCAGACUUCAGUCCACCUGCAGCCUGCUGUGGAGGAGCUGGAGGAGAAGAUCCAGGAUCAGUCCUAUCAGAUCCACGUCCUCACAGAGGAGCUACAGCAGCUAAAGCAGCUGCACACGCCUGUUUUCUCUUACUCUGACGGCGUCGACAUCCAGCUGUGGAAGGAAGUCUCUGAGCUCAGCAAGAGGCUGGAGGAGGAGAAGAAGAGGAGCGAGACGAAGCAGAAACUCAUCCAGCAGCUGGAUGAGGAGAGGAAACAAAGAGAGGCCGCAAUAGAGCAGCAGGUCAGAGAGCUGCAGAGGAAGCUAGAGGAGCAGGAAGAACUGCGAGUCCAGCUGGAAUCCCAACGGGAAGCGUCCAAUCAGGAAGCAGAGCAGCUGCAGCUGAAGCUCAGACUGCAGCAGGAAGCUGCAGAGAAACUGAGAGACGACCUGAGAGAAGCUGAGCUCCACAGCAACACCGCCUCAACCAGCGCUGAAGACCUGCACAGGGUGAACUCUGACCUCCGGAAGGAGAUCACGUCCCUGAAGGAAGAGGCUUCCUCUGAGAUGGAGCAGAUGAGACGAGAGAAGGACCGGCAGCUGGAGGAGAAGCUGGCUGAGAUGGAGAGAAGAUCUGCUGAGAGGGAAGCAGAGCUGCUGGACGAGCUGCAGGAAGCAGAGCGAAAGGUCGCGACCCUGCAGGAGAACCUGCAUCAGUCAGAGCAAAAGGUUGCGACCCUGCAGGAAGCAGAGCAAAAGGUCGCGACCCUGCAGGAGAACCUGCAUCAGUCAGAGCAAAAGGUUGCGACCUUGCAGAAGAAUCUGCAUCAGUCAGAGCAAAAGGUUGCAACCCUGCAGGAAGCAGAGCAAAAGGUCGCGACCCUGCAGGAGAACCUGCAUCAGUCAGAGCAAAAGGUUGCGACCCUGCAGGAAGCAGAGCAAAAGGUCGCGACCCUGCAGGAGAACCUGCAUCAGUCAGAGCAAAAGGUUGCGACCCUGCAGGAAGCAGAGCAAAAGGUCGCGACCCUGUCGGAGAACCUGCAUCAGUCAGAGCAAAAGGUCGUGACCCUGCAGGAGACCCUGCAUCAGUCAGAGCAAAAGGUCGCGACCCUGCAGGAGACCCUGCAUCAGUCAGAGCAAAAGGUCGCGACCCUGCAGGAGGCAGAACGAAAGAUUGCGACCUUGCAGGAGAAUCUGCAGGAGUCACAACAACGGGCCGUAACUCUGCAAAGGAAACUGCAGGAAGUUGAGCAACAGGUCGCGACCUUGCAGGAGAAGCUGCAGGAAACAGAGCGACGGGAGGAGGAGAAGAACCUUGCUGUCCAGGAAUUGAGGAGGAAGGAGGUGGAGCGGCGGCAGGAGCUGCUGGCUGUGGCUCAUGAGGCCUUAGCUGAGAAGGAUGCCGAGCUGGAGAAGAAAGCCGGGGAGAUCAGCAGGCUGAAGCUGGAGGCUCAAGAGGAGGCGCAGCAGGUGAAGAGCCUCCGUCUGGAGCUUCAGAGGAAGGAGGACGACUCGUCAGACCUCAGAGAGAAGCUGGCUGACUACAGGAAGCAGGUCCAGCAGGUCCAGAAGGAGGUGUCGGCCAUGAGAGCAGAGGAGACGGCCCUGAAGCAGAAGCUUUCUGACGCGGAAAAAACCAAGAAGCAGCUGCAGUCGGACCUGAGCAGCAAAGACAGAACCAUCCAGCAGCUCAGAGCCGAGCAACAGGACUCUAAGGCUGCCCAGCUCUACCAGGAGGCCUGUAAAGAGCUGCAGGCCAAGCAGCAGGUGAUGGAGGACAUGCGGCUGGCGCUGACGGAGCAGGAGGAGACGCAGCAGCAGAUGGAGCAGGUCCUGGACGACAAGAUGCGUCUGAUGCAGGAGCUCUCUGCAGAGGUGGAGAAGCUGAAGGGGAAGCUGCUGGAGCAGAACAGAGGGUCCGGCCGACCUUCAGACGACCUCGGGCUGGCCAGAGACGAAGCUUCCCGAGCCCAGCAGAGCUUAAAGGUGUUGACAGAGAAACAGCAGGCUGAACGCAGGAAGUGGCAGGAGGAGAAGCUAUCUCUGAUUGGCCAGGCCAAAGAGGCAGAGGACAAGAGGAACCAAGAGAUGAGGAAGUUUGCUGAAGACCGAGAGCGCUACUGUCGCCAGCAGAGCCUCCUGGAGUCCAGGCUGGAGGAGAAGGAGGCAGCCAUGGAGAGCUGGAGGGCGGAGCGGGACACGCUGGUCGCCGCUCUGGAGGUGCAGCUGCAGAAGCUGCUGGCCAGCCAGGCGGACAAAGACAAGCUCAUCAAGGAGCUGCAGCAGCAGAGCGCAGCAUCACCAGCAGGGGCUAAUGGUGGCCGUCGUUCUCUCAGAGUGGCAGAGCUGCAGGCAGCUCUAGCGGAGAAGGAAGCAGAGAUUGAGCGGCUGAAGGAAAACCUCCAGAAAAACACAGCAGAGCAGAGUGACAGUUCUGCUCUGGCUAAGAAAGCAAAGGCUGAACCGCUGCAGCCAGAGAGGAGGGAGACAAGAUCGUCUGCCAGCAGUCGGGGUUCAUCCGGCUUCCCCUCGGUGCUGGAGUCCUCCGAGGUUUCCACGGAAACGGGCCGGACGAGCCGCUUCCCCCAGCCGGAGCUGGAGAUCUCGUUCAGCCCGCUGCAGCCCAACCGCCUGGCGCUGCGGCGGCAGGGCGACGACAGCGCCGUCACCGUCAAGAUCAGCCGGACUGGACGCAAGAGGAAGAGCGGCGAGAUGGAGAAGGAGGAAGUGGAGACAGAGAACCGGAGGAACACCAGAACCAAACUCACACCAAAGCUGAGCCCACGGACAGAGGAGAGCGCUACCUCCCAGAGCAGCCUCCGCAGCAGGAAGGAUGGCACGCUGCAGAAGAUCGGAGACUUCCUGCAGAGGUCCCCGACCGUGCUGGGCUCUGGAGCCAAGAAGAUGAUGAGCCUGGUCAGCGGCCGUGUGGAUGCCCAGUCAGCCUCUUCCUCCUCUUCCCCCCUCCGUUUGACGGCCAAUAGGAGCAGAAAGAAGCUCUACAGGCCUGAAAUCUCCUGCCCCAUGGAAAUGCCCUCCCACCCGAUUAUUAACCAGGAGACGAAGGACGGCGACGGCAGCCAGCAGAUCAAGCUGCGCCUCCGCUCCAGAGUGGCUAAAUGCUAGCGCCGUAUCCAGUUAGCUUUCAUAUUACUGUCUUAAUGAAGCUGCUUAUGAUCGAGCAUAUCUCUCUGUCUGAGACGCUUUUAUUUAAUCAUUAAUUUGACCUUUAAGCUGAAGGUCAGCAGGAGGAUUAGCAAUAAUCUGGUUAACGCUUAAACCCUCCUGCAGCAUGCUGCCUGUAGUCAUUAAUAUGUUUAUUUCACCAAGUAUUUUUAUGUUCAUGUUACACUUUCUGUUCAUUUAUGAUCAAAUGACUCCACCCUCAAGACACUAGAAGCACUCAAGCCCUUCCCGGUUAUUUUAAUGUGCAAUCUGUUUAGAGUUUCCUCAUCUGUCCUAAUAUAGUUUAUUUAAUGUUUUCUCCACAGAGAGCUGCUAUAAAGUCACAUUAUUUUCUACCAUAGUUUGAUCUUUCUGAACCAUCUGGACUUCACAUAACCUUGAAGCUCUGAGUUAUCAUGUUCUGGGGAAUCUUUUGUUACAUCCUGGCCAUAACAAAUUUAUUUUCAGCCCUAUUAAAGGCAUUUAUUAUAAAAUAAACUAUAAUAAAGAAAAGUGGUGCCUGCAGCCCGAGAGCCCAGAAGAAUCUUCUCCCUCCUUCCUGUUCAUGCCAUCUCAUCCGGGCUUCCCGGUGUCACAUGUCGUCUCCGGACCGCCAACGUGGCCGUCAGACGCCGCCUCCUCCCAAAACCGCGACAAGAACAGAUUAAACACAAACAGUGACGGUCGCAGACUCCGCCCCUAACCAGCAGGAACAUCCUGUAAGACCUGCAACAAAAUACCACUUGUCUUUAAAUUUAAAACUAUUUGAUAUUAAUAUUUUAAAGCACUUAAUUUUUCUUUAAUGAUCUGUUCUGAAGAUUCCUGCAGACGUUCAGAUCUAAAGGACAGAAAUGAUUCUACAUUGAAGAUCUGAACCCAGAAGAACCGAGAGGUUCUGGAGCUCUGACGAGUUCUGUGAAGUCUGAUGAGUUUAACUGGCUCCUGGUCUGGACCCGGUUCAGGUCUGGACCCGGUUCGAUCCUGAACACGAUUCGGCUCUGGACCCGGUUUGGUUCUGGACCCGGUUCGGCUCUGAACCGAUUCAGCUCCACUUUAUCUCCUUCCAGUCUUUAGGCUGACGAACAUAAAGGCUGACUCUGCUGUUAGAAAAUGUUUCAGUCAUUUUUCUGUACUGGUGCAUCUAAAAAUAUAUUUAAUACAUCAUAAAAGUUUAAUAUUUCUUGUUGGUCAUCUCAGAAAGUGAAACUCAUUUCUAUAAUCGCACAGUAAUAUUUUACAGGUCUUUGUUUGGGAAAUAAUUUGUAAUUUUGAUGAUUAUGGGUAACACAGGACUACAGAUAAUUAUCAGAAACCUGACAUUUCAGCUUAAGCAUCUAUUUUUGAUUAAAUUGUGAUGCUCUUAUUUUCUAAGACUCUACUAAGGUUUUUUUAAAUCGUGAACCAUAAUAAUUAAGACUAAAAAAGUAAAAGCUUCAUUUAUGUGUAAUCUUAAAUAGAAUAAAAUAAUAAAAAAAUGACAGACUUUCUGAGACGACUGGCUAGACAUAUUGCACUUUAACACAAUAUUCUAAUUUCUAAGUCUGAGCUCUACUGCUGCUUAACUCCAGUUUACCUUAGUGGGUAAACUGGAGUUGGGUCUUUGGGUUCCUUGGUUCUGAUCCUUUAGAGGUUACGUUAUUUUUCAUUCUGUAUGUUUAUCAUGUUUAUUCUCCCUGUUUGCACCUGAGAAACUGAUUUAAAAUAAACCUUGAUUCAGAAAUGUAAACUUUCUUUUAAAAUGUUUUUUUCCUCUGUAUCGUUUCUUGUUUAAUUAUUCACGGUUCUGCAAUUGUUCUGCUAAGAAUAUUUAAUUAUUCACGGUUCUGCAGUUGUUCUGCUCAGAAUAUUUCCCUCCUGUAAAUUAGCUCCCUACUUCUAGCAGGGAGCUAAUCAGUCACUGCACAGAAACAGGCAGUAAAUCAAUCAUGGAGGCGUUCUGACUGGAUUCCAGCACUCAGAUGUCAGAAAGCUGCUUUUCCCUCUAAUUAUGUUCAGCACAGAAAACCAGGAAAACAUGAACCUGAAAGCUGCGUGACAGGAACCCUCCUCACCUCUGAGCAUGUCAAUGUGAUUCAUGAACAACUGGAUCUUAAAGUCUGAAGAAGUUCUGCUCUCGAUUCUCUGAAGGGAUCAAGGCUGCAAAGCUGCUCUUCUGUUCAGCUUUCAGAGGAAACGCUGCAAACCCGCCGCCUUGUGACGCCACGCUUUCAGAAAGUUUAACUGUCAGAAGAAAUGUGCUGCCUGGAUCAACAGAGGUGGAACAGCAAGAGACUGAAUAAAGGCUCCAAAGAUGUCUGACCAUUCAGCAGCACAAACAUUCAAUCUGAACCGGUUACAGGAAGUUCUAGCUGGAUGUCAACCAGAAUUUAAAAUAAUAAUUUAUCCGCCCUUCGUUAUCCCGUUUACUUAUUGACUGAAGGCCGACACCAUUGGACCCAAAAUCUCGUCCUUGUUGACGUGAAUUUAGACUUUCCUGUUCUAGGUCAGUUUGGAUGAACCAAAUUAUUUUCGGUUCCCGUUGUUCUUUUGGCUCUUCACAUUUUUUGUUCCUUAAUUUAUUAUCCAACAAAGAAAUGUAGGAAAAUAACAUUUUAUUUGAUGAAUGAGAUCAGCUCCUAGUUGGAAUGACCGUAAAGUAAAAUGUGCAUUUAAGUUUUAAAAUACCAUGUGAGUUUAUUUGGCUUUUGAUGGUUACAUUUACAGAUUUAGCUGCAGAAAACUGAUGGAACUGGAGCUUUUAAUUCAGAAAACAUGUUUGUAUUGAACCAGCAAUCAGAAAACAUGCUUCUGCUGUAUGACAGUUUACUGCUCUGAUGUAGUGGGUCUUAAAUGUUUUCUAUGUGUUGCUUUUCUUUGUAUAAAACACCAGCAAUAAAUCUCAGGCUCGGAAA
Molecule: messenger RNA, 8505 nt
Organism: Xiphophorus maculatus (southern platyfish)
Lineage: Eukaryota; Metazoa; Chordata; Actinopteri; Cyprinodontiformes; Poeciliidae
Gene: kif20b
Product: kinesin family member 20B
Exons: 32
Coding region: 110-5575 (1821 amino acids)
Biological process (GO): microtubule-based movement; mitotic spindle assembly
Cellular component (GO): nucleus; spindle microtubule
Molecular function (GO): microtubule binding; ATP binding; plus-end-directed microtubule motor activity
Source: RefSeq, a predicted model, not a curated record